Messenger RNA from Periophthalmus magnuspinnatus, 685 nucleotides. RefSeq names its product ATPase H+ transporting V1 subunit F (gene atp6v1f). The record is from RefSeq and is a predicted model, not a curated record. Lineage: Eukaryota; Metazoa; Chordata; Actinopteri; Gobiiformes; Gobiidae. The transcript is spliced from 2 exons. Gene Ontology annotation, cellular component: membrane; proton-transporting V-type ATPase, V1 domain. Gene Ontology annotation, biological process: proton transmembrane transport. The coding region runs from base 97 to 456 and encodes 119 amino acids. Gene Ontology annotation, molecular function: proton-transporting ATPase activity, rotational mechanism.
GGUGUGUCAGCUGAUCCGCUCACAUGAUCUAGAGGAUUCAUCACUGAACCUCAUCUUGUCCGUUUUACAUUAUCCUUUUAAUCUGAUAAAUCACCAAUGGCUGGCCGUGGAAAGCUCAUUGCCGUUAUCGGUGAUGAAGACACUUGCACCGGGUUCCUACUCGGAGGCAUCGGUGAACUCAACAAGAAUCGCAAACCUAAUUUUCUGGUGGUGGAGAAGGACACUAGCAUCACGGAGAUUGAGGAGACGUUCAAGAGUUUCUUAACUCGUAAUGACAUAGGAAUCAUCCUGAUCAACCAGUUUAUUGCGGAGAUGAUUCGCCAUGCCAUAGAUGCUCACAUGCAGUCCAUCCCAGCUGUUCUGGAAAUCCCAUCAAAAGAGCACCCCUAUGAUGCGUCCAAGGACUCCAUCCUGCGCAGGGCCAAGGGCAUGUUUUCUGCCGAGGACUUCCGAUGAACACAGCUCUGUAUUUAAUGUGUCCUUUAUGUAAAUAAUAAGUGGAUGUUUCAUGAAGAGUUAGUAUUGUGAUUUACCUUUCUUCACUCUUUUGUGAUGUCUUAAUGAAGUCGGCCUAUGUGAGAUAGUGACUGGAAAAAUAUGUGUUAAAAUAUAAUUGUUCUGUGGAUUUAAUUAUUAACUUAAACCAUUCAGCUGUUGAUACAGGUAAUAAAUUAUAAUGUCUGAU